This is a messenger RNA of Uloborus diversus, 6892 nucleotides long. RefSeq names its product tudor domain-containing 6-like. The transcript is spliced from 3 exons. NCBI's taxonomy places the organism in Eukaryota, Metazoa, Arthropoda, Arachnida, Araneae, Uloboridae. The coding region runs from base 1 to 5703 and encodes 1900 amino acids. The record is from RefSeq and is a predicted model, not a curated record.
AUGAGGCAUUGUCUGGCUUUUAUCACACUCAGUGAUGUGUUUGUUAUGAGAAUUAUAUGUGGUGUUCGAAAGUUAGCUAUUCAUGUAGCAUCACUUCUACCUGAGUUUACAAAACUUCCUCCUCAAUGUUUUGAAUGCAAACUUCAGAAUUCUCCCUUAAGACCUGAUGCAGAAAACACUCGGGUGUUCCAAGAUCUUGUUGGUGAAGCUGAAGAGUUAACUGCUACAGUUUUGUCUAUUAGUAAUAAUGUAUGCACAGUGGCAUUAACAUAUGACGUAGAUAAUGAAGAAGUAAAUGUCAGUGAAGUGCUGUUUGGAAAGAAGAAUGUGGAUUCUACUUUGUCUGAAAACGCAGCGGAUGUUCUCUUUGUUGAUUAUGGGAAUGCAGAAAACGUACCUCUACAUUCUUUGAAAGUUUUAGAUGCGAAGUUUCUAGAUGUACCUCCUUAUGCUAUAAAAUGCAAGCUAAAUGGUGUUGUACCUAUUCAAGAAUCAUGGACUGAUGAUGUAAUCAACACUUUUCAUGGAAUUGUUGAUGAUUGUCUCCUUGGUGUAACCUUCAUUUCAAAAGAUAUUCCUGCUAUUGUGAAUUUAACAAAAGAAGAUAAAGAUGUUGCUCAGACCCUUGUUGAUAUGGAAUUAGCCAAUGUUGAUACAUCUACUGAAACGGGUGAAACAUAUGCUGAAGAUCAUUUAACUUCACCCAUUGAAGAUCAGCCAUGUUCUUUUACCAAUGAUCAGAGCUAUCCUAGAAGAAAGUUUACUGUUGGUUCUAAAGUUGACGCCAAAGUAUGUUAUGUUGAUUCGUGUGACAGGUUUUAUAUUAUGCCAGUAGAUUUUAGCACAAAUUUGGACACUGUUACCCAUCUUUUGAAGAUUUUAUAUGGUGAUAAAGAAGAUCAGCAGUCGUUUGCUUCUCAAGUACUUGAUGAUAUUAAACCAUUAACUCCUUGUGUUGCAAAGUACAGUGAAGAUGAAACAUGGUAUCGAGCACUUAUAACAGAAGUAGAUGGGGAUAAUAUUUGUGUCUCAUUUGUUGAUUAUGGUAAUUCAGAAAUAAUUUCAUUGGAUAACUUGAAGCCCAUAACUCGAGAACUGUUUGAAGUUCCAGUAGUAGCCACAGAAUGCAGCUUGUUUGGUAUGCAAGCAGUUGAAGGUAAAGAGCAAGAAAUUAGUGAUAAACUGGAGGAGUUUUAUGUUGAGGAAGUUGACGUUGAAUUGGAAAUUUGUGCUUGCAACCCCUUGAAAGUUAAAUUGUAUCACAAUGGAGCUGAUUUUAUUACCGAUUUAAUCAGUGAAGGUUUAGCUGUUGCAGCUGAAUGUAAUGUAGAUUCGGACAUUCAACCUGAUGCAGAAAUAGAGAAUGAAAGUUCUCAGAAUUCAAACAUCGUUGUAUCACCACCUGUUUCUGUUGAUCUUGAAACAAAUCCAGUUAGCGUUAAAUUUUAUGAGAUUGAAAAUAAUGUUGCAAUAUUGUAUGCUGUUCCAAUUGAUUUAAAUGAAGAAUUAGAGAAUUUACAAGCUCACCUCAAUGAUGUAUAUAAUGAAAUGGAAAGAAAACCUGUAGCCUUUGAGAACAUGACAUUUUGUGUUGCCAAAUAUUCCGAAGAUGAGUGUUGGUAUAGGGCUCAAAUUCUGUCUUCUGAAUCCGAGAACAUUAAAGUGAAAUUUAUUGAUUAUGGGAACAGUGAAGUUAUAGAUGUGAAAGAUAUAAAUGUGCUGAUUCCUGAAUUUGCUCAGAAACCUCAGUUCUCUAUCAGAUGCAUUCUCCCAUGCUACAAAGUGAUAGAGGACAAGAAAGAUGAAGUUUGCAGUACUUUAGAUGAAUGCAUUUAUGAGGAAGGUGUACAACUAAAACCUUGUCAGUAUACUCAUACGGCACAAGGUCUAUGUCUUUCUGCUGUGAUAUAUUCAGAAGAAAAUAUUUUUGAAACUAUGCUAAAUAAUGAAUUAGUGACUUUACAGUUUCCAGUUAAUAAUCAAGUUAGCAGUACAUUUGUGGCAACUGUAGAAAAAUUCGAAGAUGGCAUAUUUUUCAUAAUUCCUCUUGAACUCAAAAAGGAAAGGGAGAGUUUUCAACUAGAGCUUCAGAAAUUAUGUACUUCUGAUGCUACUCCGCCUGAAAUAGACCAAAAGCACUUUUAUGCUGUCAAGAAAUCUGAUGAUUGGUAUCGUGCUGUUUUGAUGACUUCAGAUGGUGACAGUGCUGUUGUGAAAUUAAUAGACUUUGAAAGCAGCCUUCAAGUCAAAAUAAGUGAUUUAGUUCUUUUACCUUCUUGUUUUUAUCAUCAACCCUUAUUGUUGCAGCCGUGCCAUGUUGAUGGUUUAGAUUCAAUUCCUGCAGCUUUUAUUGAUAAAUUUGCCUCAGAUGUUGUUAAUAAUGUAGUGCCUGUUACUUGUUCUUUGCUAGAUCCUGUUCCCAAAUGUUAUCCUCUCAAAGUAAAACUAUUUGUUUAUAAUAAUGAAAUAUGUGAUAUUUUAAAAAAUAUUAAUGAUUGCAGUGAAAUAAAUAUUAAAAUUGAGGAAAAUACUAUGGAAGAGGUUACAAAAAACGUCUUAGAACAAGAUAAUAUUAAACAAAAAACCGAAAUGGAGGAUAACCCAGACUCUGAAAUUAUAUUUGAAAAUAAUGUAGAAUCUCAGGAAAUUAUCGAAGGAGAAAGUGAAGAGAAGGAAUUGUUGAAUGAUACUGUUGAAAAAGAAGUUAAAACUAAUAACAAUUCUGAAGAUUUACAUACAGAUGAAACUAUGCCUAUUAUAAUCAAAGCAGAUGCACCGACUUGUGACUCUUCAGAAGAUAUUAUUUGUGAGGAGGAGACGGAAGUAUUACCGUCUGUUGAUAAUAAUGAAGAAAGUGUAGAGUGUUUGGCAGAACAAAAGAUGGAUUUAACUGAACAGAAUGUUAUGUCUGAAGAUAGUGCCGUAUCAGAGGAAUUGAAUUCAUUGGAAAAAAUUUCUGAAAAUAUAGAACAAAAUGCAGAAGCUAAUAUACCUAAUGUUGGUGUUUGUGCUCCAAAAAAUACUUCAGCUGAAGGGGAGCUACAUUACAACGUAGAAGUAAACUUGAAAUCUAAUGAAGAUGAUGAUCAAGUAUCAGAAGCAGAUUAUGAAGAAGCAGUAGAAGAUAUUUCUCAUUCUGGAAAUGCAUCAUUAUCUAAUAAUAAUUUAGAUGGUAAUUUUGAGGAAGAGUGUCAAGAAACAGAUUUACAAACAGAAAUUUCUCAUCAAGACAUCUGUAUAAAGGAUAGCAUGUUUGUUGAUUCUGAAAAUAAGCAUUCAGACAACUUUGAAUUUAAAAAUAAACUGGAAGAAAAUUUUCAAUUUUUGAACGAAGAAUCAAAUGAAGAUAAAUUCAACAAAGAAGGGGAGGCUGAAAGUAUUGAGAAAGUUGACCAAAGUCGAAGCAAAUGCUUAGAAAUGAAUGAAAUGAAAGAAGAAUGUAAUGAUCAAAGUGUACGCAAUGAAAGUGCAGAAAACCUAGAAGCUUCCUGUGAAUUAAAUACUUGUGAGAUUGCAGGUGCUUCCAAAGUAAGUGAUGAAAUUUUCAAAACAGAUGAAAGUGUGGAUGAAAAUGAGAAAAAUCAGGUUGAAAGCAAGCAGUAUUUGAAAGAAAUGGACCUAGAAAUCUCUAAAGCUGAAAAUGAAGACCAAAAAUUUUCAGGGUUUUCAAUUGUUGAUGCCAUAAAUGAAAAUGAGGAUGAGAGCAUCAAUAUAAAAUUUGAUAAAACAGAAGUCUCAGUAUCUUCUGAAAGUGAAGCAAAAAGUGCCAGUAUUGUGAAUAAUGAAUGCCAGGACAGUAACAAAGCUAUCGAAUGUACUGAUGCAUCUCAAACAGUUGCUGAAUCUUCUAAUGUAAUAGCAGAUAUUGAUAGUAAUUUAAAUACUUCAUCUGAUGAUCACAAAGAAAGCGUUGAAGAUUCUGAACUACAAUCUGAAACAAUUAUUAAUACAGAUGAUGAUGAAUGUCAAGAUGGCAAUCUAGCUGUUGAAUGUACUGAUGUGUCGGAAUCUGCAUCUCAAAUAGUUCCUGAAUCCAACUUCUCCGAAAAGACAAAUAGUAACUUAAAUACUACAUCUAAUGAUGACAAGGGAAGCAUUGAAGUUCCUGAGAUACAAUCUGAAAUAAUUAUUAAUACAGAUAAUGAUGAAUGUCAAGAUGACGAUCUAGCUAUUGAAUGUACUGAUACAUCUGAAUCUACAUUUCAAAUAGUUCCUGAAUCCUCCAAUUUCUUCAAAGAUACCAAUUGUGACUUAAGUACCACAUCGGAUGAUCACAAAAAAAACUUUGAAGUUUUUGAGCAAUCUGAAACUAUUGAUCAGAGUAAAGGGUUUGAAUCAAGUGAUAUUUGUACAAGUAAAGCGGUAGAAUUAUUUGAAUCUGAAAGUGUUUUAGCAACCGAUUUUGACAGUUCUGAUGCUAAUUCAACUGGAUUGUUUAGUAAUCGUCAUAUUUCAGGAAAAAUCAAUGCACUUGUUUCUGAAAUAUCUAUUUCUGGUAAUUCAGUUAUAUUAGCUAUAACUCCUUCAGAUCUUCUUGAUGAACUAUCUCAAUUUUCAAACUUAUUACAAAGCACAUAUUCAUCAAAAAACAUUCCUUUUGAGAAAAAUGUUUCACAGCUAUGUGCUAUUCUAUCUGAUGACGAUUUAUGGUAUAGAGCAAAAGUUCUUGGAUUUUCUGAUGGUAACUUUAUUUCUUUACUGAUAGAUAAUGGAUUGUGUAAAGACAUAGAUGUAGCAAAAGUUAGGAAUUUAGAACCUGAGCAUGAAAUUAUUCCACCAUUUUCUAUUUGGUGCACUUUGGCAAGUGUUUCAUGUCUUGAUGAUAAAACCGAAGAAGUAGUGGAAUAUCUCAAAACAUUAGCUAAAGAUAAGCUUAUAGAAAUAAAUGUAAUUGAAGAAGAAGAACCUUGCAAAGUUUCAAUGUUUGUUGAUGGAGUUAAUGUGUUGAAUGAGCUUUUAAAGAAGAAUUUAGUUAUUCAGACUUUACCUGUAAAUUGUGUUGAAGCUAAUCAAAGUGCUACAAUCUCAUAUUGCCAUAUUAGUGACAGUGAUAUAAAAUUGUUCAUUAAUCUCGCUGCACAAUUAGAAGAUUUGGAAAAUCUCAAAAAAUGCAUGCAGGUUUCGUACAGCACAGAAGCUUUCGAGAUACCUGCUAGUGAAUCUUCUGUUUGUGCUGUUUUCUACAAAGAUUUAUGGCUUAGGGCCCAAAUGCUUUCUUCCGAGGGAAAACCUUGUGCAAAACUAAUUGACUUUGGAGAAUAUAUCUAUGAUGUUCAAAACUUUUAUGCUCUUUUGCCAGAAUAUUGUUUAUACCCACCUUUUGCCAUUCCAUGUCCUGUAUCUUUGACUUGUAAACUUGAUGUUGAAUCGUCAAAGGACUUGAAAAAUAUUUUAGGAUCUUCAAAGUUUACAGUGAAGCUUGAAACAGUACCUGAAACACAAGCUGUUUCUGCUGUCAUAGUUGAUAAAGAUCUUAUCAACAAAAUAAAGAAAUUUGGCAUUUGUUUUGAAUAUUCGACUAGGGCAGCAGCAGAAAUCUUUGCGGAUGGUGAUAAUGUCAAAAAUAACUGUCUAAAACUUACUUGUAAAGAAUUAGAUGAUAUUAAACUCGAAACUCUGAAUGAAAUGGGGGAAAGUGUUUCAACAAAAGAAUAUGUUUCCUUGUUAAAUGAAUCAUUUUCUACAGACUCUUCCAUUGAUUAAUGUGCAAAAUAGUUUUUCAAACUUUAUGCUAAAAAUAUUUUAUGAAAAUUUCAUCUGUUUCAUUGUAUUUGUUUAAGAAAGUAACAAAGGAAAAUAAAAAUAUCUCUAUGUCAUAUUUUGUUUGAAAUCCAUACAGUCUUAUAAUCAAGUAAUUAAAAUUUCCAUUUGUGUUUGUAACUAUAAAUUGUAAACUUACCUUUUUUCAAGAUAGAACAUUAUAUAAAGAGAGCAUUUUCCUCUUGAAAUGCAGAACUUUUAAAUUGUAUUUUCUUUAUUUUUAAGUAUUUUCUAGUUGUGUUAAAAUAAUCAAAUUAUUUACCUCUCAAGCUCGUUUUAAUUUUUUUCAAAAGUAUUUUCAGUACAAAGUUGAAAUGGGAAUUAAGGUAAUUUUUAGAUUUCAAAUGUUUUAAUGUUGAAGUAUUUUUUCCUGCAGUAAAAAUAUUGCUUUAUGUUUUUCAUAACAUGCAAGCACUUAUUUGAUGGCUCUUCUGAUAUUCAAGUUUCUUCAUUUCAAUGCUUUUGUUCAGAAAUGUCCAAUUUUUUCCUGAACAUUUUACUUUUCCUCCCCCCCCCUUUCGUUUAUUUUCCCUCUUUUCAAUAGUUUUAACAAAUCAAUACUUAAAAAACUUUCGUCAAUGAAAUAUUUUUUUUUCUUAUUGUAUGAUAAGUUCUAUAAAACUUCUAUUCUUCAAAUAUUGAAAAUGUUUUAUCUUUUUUUCUCUCUCUCUCUCUCUGUUUAUCUGCUUUAAAUUGCUUUGAAAAAAAUUUUGCUUUAAUCCUAAAAUUCAAAUAGAAUUUGCAGUAAUCUCAUUUGAAUGCAAGUUUGCAUUUCAAUCCCAAUUGAACAAUAAUUUGUUUUUGGUUUGAUGUGACAUUCCCAUUCAACUUUUAAAAUGUAUGUAUUCAGUUCUUUUUUCUUUUCCUCGCUGUGUUAAGAAAGCCCUCAGUACUGUAUAUUGGAAUUGUAAAAUUUGUUAUUAUUAUAGAUUUUUAAAAGCAUUUGAAAAUACAUAAAUUCUGAUACGAGCAGCUAACACAUUUUCUUUAAUGAGGACUGACACCUAAAUUUGGCUGUUAAGACUGUGUUGGCAGAUUGUAUAAUAAAGUGUACAUAUGUUGUUUUAAGUUCAUGAGCAUAUAUUCUUCAUUCUGAGGCUGUAAGAAAUUAUUAGAAAUUAAAUUUUUUCUA